Molecule: messenger RNA, 2315 nt
Organism: Xenia sp. Carnegie-2017
Lineage: Eukaryota; Metazoa; Cnidaria; Anthozoa; Malacalcyonacea; Xeniidae
Product: multiple epidermal growth factor-like domains protein 6
Exons: 11
Coding region: 227-1936 (569 amino acids)
Molecular function (GO): calcium ion binding
Source: RefSeq, a predicted model, not a curated record
AUCACGCUUUAUAAUUGGUUGUGUCAUUAACACUUGUCUUUCAUCAAUUUUGCCCUUAUGAACUCAUCGUUUUAUUAUACUGCCAAUUUCGGAUUUUUUGUGAAGAAAGGUUCAACAAGCGUUGCGUUUCUUGUUUUCAAGUGUUGAAAAAGAAGUCAUUGUAAUAAUUAUAGACACGCGACAUCGUUUACAAAUAAAUACUGAGUUCUUGGCAGGCAGAUAUAAAAUGAAGCUGUGUUCAAUAACAUCGCUGCUUUUGUUGUUUCAUCUUGUGUUGAUCGAAGGUCGUAGCCGUAGAAAGAAGCUUCAUUUACCAUACGACAUUUUGUCUAAAGAUGCGAAAGGUUGGGAAGCUAUUGGUAAGUCGUUAAACGUCUUAAAAUUAUCCAGAGUCUUCCCAACUGAUCGUAAUAUCUUGAAACGUAUUGCUUUGGUGGAAUCGUCGAUGAACAAAACGUCAAACAGAGGAGGAAUAUGGAACGUUCGUACCUGUGCGUUUUACGGAGUAACGCAAAACCGCGCAAAAUAUGGCAAACGAUUAAAAAAGAUACAAAAAAUAAUUGGAAGAAAAUUUGGCAUAAAAUGGAAUCGUUUGACUUACGAUCAACUUGAACGUCCCAUAUUCUCAUUGCUUGCGGCAAGAUUAUAUUUGUAUAUGAUCUUUCCUGAUGGGCUACCUCGAGGUGCUUCUACACAAAGUAAAAUAUGGAGCGAUUAUUACCAUAAUUGUGGAGUGUCAAAGAAGACAAACAGAAAACAUUUAAUAAAGCUAUUUAAGAAAGUUGUUCGUGGAUCGUGUCACAGCAGUUAUAAAAAAUGUGAUCAUCACUGUGUUGAGAUUUCUAUUGGUUAUGGAGAAUGUCAAUGUAAACCGAAAUUCAUGUUAGACUCCGAUGGAAGAUCUUGCAAAGCAAUAAUUUAUCGCAAUCCGUGUACCCUAAAUAAUGGUAAAGUUUGUGAACAUUCUUGUCUUAAAAUCAAAAACACUGUCAUUUGUACCUGUCCUGAUGGUCAUUACUUACACAAUAACAGAUAUAAAUGUUUAGAUAUAAAUGAAUGUUUGUUGGCUCCUUGUCAACAUGAAUGCCACAACACUCCAGGUUCCUACCAUUGUGCAUGCUUUCCUGGUUAUUCUUUGGAUUAUAAUCAAAAACGUACUAUCUUCAAUUUCCGAAGAUCUGAUCGUAGCAGUGGCUGUAUCGCUUCCAACGAUCCUAGUUGUAUCAUUCGUUGUAUGAGACAAAAUAACAUGUUAGAUGAAUGUGUCUGCCCCCCAGGAAUGGCUUUGCAUCAUGACAAUGAAACAUGUGUCGAAAGCAAUGGUUGUUUAACAUCCGACGGUUUUUGUCAUCACAGUUGUGUAAGGACUGCUUCUGGUUUCUCUUGUGCUUGCAAACCUGGUUUUAUGUUAGAUACAAACUCUGUCACGUGCACUGAUAUCGAUGAAUGUUCAAUUGGCGAACACAGUUGUGAAAAAGGAUGUCUUAAUGUUCCAGGAGGAUAUCACUGUUUAUGUCCGUUAGGAUUUAAGUUAAACAAAGAUGGCUAUUCAUGUUCAGAUAUCAAUGAAUGCCUAAUGAGAUCAGAUCUUUGCAAAUCACCUGCUAAAUGUGAAAAUUUAAAGGAGAUUACAGAUGUAACUGUCCAACUGGAUUCAAACUCAAUGCAACCAAACAUUGUGUUGAUGUUGACGAAUGUCUGGUUAAGAAUGGCGGAUGUGAACAUUCAUGUCAUAACGUUCCUGGGAGUCGUCAAUGUAGAUGUAAAGCAGGUUAUCGACUUAGCGCUGACAAAAACACUUGUGAAGGUUUAUAUUGAUGAAUGCAAUAACUUUCCAACAAUUUGCAGUCAUAUCUGCAUAAACACACCCGGCAGUUAUAAAUGCUCUUGUCCUCCCGGUACAACAAGUAUCGAAAACGGUGGAUUGUGUUUGUAGAGCUGUUUAAAUCUAAAAUUUUACGACAGACAGAUGUUUGCCUUGUGCAAAAACUGAAACAGUCGUAGCUGCUUUAAUGUGUCUUUCUUAAAUUUUUCAUAGAUUAGGAGAGUGAAAAAAUAUAUGUAACAAUUUGCAGUUUUUUGACAAACCAUUAGCUAUAUGAAAAUACAGUAGAGGGAAAACCUUUUUUGAGCAAUGAAUUGGACAAUAACACGGGUGUUUACUAUAAGCAAUAAAUAAACUCAUGAACUGUGAAAAAAAAUUAAUUAUUUUUAUAAGGGUGCAAAAAUAAGACUUUAUAAUAAAUUAAAUACUUACAAUGUCAUGUGUAGUGAUUGAACAAUGAAAAUAAAAAAUUAAAGUAAAGCGAGGAAAA